Melanotaenia boesemani (Boeseman's rainbowfish) is the source of this 9943-nucleotide messenger RNA. RefSeq lists its product as uncharacterized. The record is from RefSeq and is a predicted model, not a curated record. NCBI's taxonomy places the organism in Eukaryota, Metazoa, Chordata, Actinopteri, Atheriniformes, Melanotaeniidae. Gene Ontology annotation, biological process: DNA repair; telomere maintenance. Gene Ontology annotation, molecular function: DNA helicase activity; ATP hydrolysis activity. The coding region runs from base 94 to 8613 and encodes 2839 amino acids. The transcript has 15 exons.
UUUGUGUGAGUGGGUGUGUUGCUCUCUGCUGGGUGUGUGUUUGUGUGUGCGCGCCAGGGUGCGUGUGUGUGUGGGUUGUUUUUUUUUCUAGAGAUGCCGAGGAAGAAGAACUUCAGGAUUUCGCAGGCAGCGAGGAGGAGUGCUGCGGACAGACGGACCCUUGACGUUUCUCCUCAGGUUCCCAUGGACCGCUGUGCACCGCAUGGCACUGGGCACCGGCACAAGGUGAGGAGGUGGGAGGUGUCGGUGCUCACCGGGCGGCAGCACAAGUUGGUUCUUCCGCCGGAGUCCCACGGCAAAAAGGUGGUUUUUGCUAUUGGUGACUCCCAUCUUCGAAGCCUUGCAGAUGGCAUCGUGCGGUUGCCUGAGGGUCGUCUGGCGUGGGGGUUCAUGUCAACGCCGGGGGCAAGCGCCACCGAGUUGAGAACUGAGGUGCUUCAUGCUGAGGUGCCUCAGGAUCCCGACUUGGUGUGCGUCUUGGCUCCGAGCAAUGACUUGACCGCCAAGCACACCAUCGGUCGUGCGGCUGCAGACUUCGAGCGGUACCUAGCCACCGUCUGCAGUCGCUGGCCGAAGGUGUGUGUGCUGGACUUUCCUCCGAGGUUGACCGUUGAGGACUCCCUGCAAGAGCUCUACCGCCAGGAGUUCCACCGUGUGGCAGCCCGCAUGGCUGUGAAGUACUUCCACAUCGCGGACCACUUCCCCCGGCAGUGUCUCAACCUGUGGAGUCGCGAUGGUGUCCACCUGAGUGAUGACGUCGGCAUGGAGAUCUUCGCCCAGCUGCUGUGGACGGUUGCUUACACGCAACUGGAGACCGUGCCGCCAGCCCCGCCGGUGUCUCGUCCAUCCCCACCUUCUCGCUUCACUCCCCGUGUGGUUGUGAAGGGAGAGGUGAGGGUGCGUCGCAGCCCUGGGCCCGAGGAGUGGACUGUCGUUGGUCCGAGCGGCAAGUCCUCUGGAGGAUGCAGUGCAGUUCAGCGGGAGCCGGCUGGCAUCCCCCUGAAUCCUGUGCUGUUCAGCAGUGAGAUGUUGGAGGAGAUGGAGAAGGUUUCUCCAUCAAAUCUGACAUCUCCUGCUGACUUCGCUGGUGUUUCACCGCCAAAGACGCUGCGUGUGAAACACCACUCCAAGAGGACUCGAAGGGCCGCAUCCAGCCGAGGGAUUUCUUCUGACUCCAAGGCCGCUCUGGAGUCGAAGAAGGUCGGGGCAACGUCCAGGCAUCCGGUCCCUUCUGGCCGCACUGACGAGACGACGGUUGAGACAACACAGAGCCCGGGUGUGUUGUCUUCUACUGAUGAAGAUGAGGCAACUACUGCGAAGGUAAGUGAGGUGAGUAUGGGUAAUGUUGAUGUUGUUAGGGGUUCAGUUCACCAGGGGCACAGUCGGUUUAGGAAUCCGGGAGUUCAGUGUAUGGCGAUAGGGUUGGUUAGUUUGGCCAGACAUAUGGUGUCUAGUGUGUUCAAUUGGAAGACAGAAGAUUUAGAUUUAGCUCUGUGGUUAGGAGAUCAGCUCUAUACGCAUCUGAAGGACCAUGGUCUAAUUCCUCCAGGAGAAGACUUUUUGAUGAUCCCAGAGUUGCCGAAAGAGCACGUUUUAUACUGGCAGAACUUUAAGUUUUCGUUCCCUGAGACUGUCAGUGGUGAUGUCACUGUGACUGAAGGAGAGUUCAUUGAGUGUGGAGCAUUUGUGACUCUAGAACAUGGGCUGGAAAGGAUGUUAUCUCAGUACCAGACAUGUCUUUUGACCUUGUGUUCAAAUACAUGUGCUGUAAUUUCUGCUAGUGGUAGGUUUGCUGUUGUUGAUUCUCAUUCACGCAGUGCUACUGGCAUGGUGGAUGUUAAUGGUACCAGUGUAGUGUUGUACUUUGGUUCCAUUAGGGAAGUGUUUGAUCACUUUAGUUGUUUGGCAGCGAUGUUUGGUGGUGAAAGCAAGCCUUUUGAAAUAAAUGGUGUUGAUGUGAGUAGGGAGUGUGAAUCUGAUGAUGGCAAUAAGCAACGUGUAAAACGUCAGCUGUCAGCAGAUUGUGAUGAAGUUGGCCUUUCCAGCCCAUCUAAACAUACGCCAAAGAAAGGCCGUAUUAAUGUUUCGAUGGUUGUUUCAGAUGAAGAGUUUGCUGUUGAGGAACAGGUUUUGGUAAGUCGGCAGGUUAGUUCAGAUGUGGAAGUGGUCAGUGAAGGACAUGAAAAGCUUAUGUUUAACCCUCUCUGUGAAAAUACUUGUCAAAGAUUGUGUACCAAAUUAAAUAUAGAGUGUGAAAGUGUAAAUAGCGCUGCGUCUAGUCGUGUCGGCGAAUUAGGCGUUCCGUGCCAAAAUAGAGACAUAGUUGCUGAUGGUAGCUGCUAUUUUAGGGCCGUUUCUCAGGCAGUGAGUGGCACACAAAAGCAUCACAUUAAAAUUAGGAGAGCGGUUGUUAAAUAUUUAAUGAAAAAUGAUUUGAAAUAUAAAAGUAGUUUGAGAGAAGGUUAUUCCUCUGUGGCAGAUUACGUAGACAAAUCAAAAAUGCGUUAUGUUAGCAGCUGGGCGACAGAAUUAGAAAUACAAGCCACAGCAGAUUUGUUGGGUAUUAAUGUCUUUACAUUUAUUGGUGGUCGUUGGCUAAAGUAUGGAUGCAGCAGCAGUUGUGUGUCAGAAAAAUCAAUUUAUUUAGAAAACUGCCUUGGUAAUCAUUAUGAAACUGUAGUUUGCGUUAAAGAACCCAAACUAGAAACUUGUUAUGGAUACUGUAAAGUAAAUCUUUCAGAAGCGUGUCGUACUAGAUUGUCAGGCAAAGAUUUAAUUAGAGAUGCUUCAUCUGAAAGUGACACGUCAGUUUGCAAAAAGGACAUAGAGCGCGGUGUAUAUAUUUCUAAAUAUAAUAAAGUAAUGAGAAGAACCCAAAUUAGGAAUAUGAAUAAAAUAAAGUAUGCACUAGAUGCGCGUCACCGUGAAAAUGUGAAAGACCGAAAAAAAAUAAGAUAUGCCCUAGAUGCGCGUCACCGUGAAAAUGUGAAAGACCGAAAAAAAAUAAGAUAUGCCCUAGAUGCGCGUCACCGUGAAAAUAUGAAAGACCGAAGAAAAGUAAGAUAUGUACUAGAUGCGCGUCACUGUGAAAAUGUGAAAGACCGAAAAAAAAUAAGAUAUGCAAAAGAUGCGCGUCAUCGUGAAAAUCAGAAAGACCGAAGCAAAAUAAGAUAUGCAAAAGAUGCGCGUCACCGUGAAAAUCAGAAAGACCGAAGCAAAAUAAGAUAUGCAAAAGAUGCGCGUCACCGUGAAAAUCAGAAAGACCGAAGCAAAAUAAGAUAUGCAAAAGAUUCGCGUCACAGAGAAAUAGUUAAAAGAGUUGUAAAAUCAAAGAGGCAAGAAAUUAAAGAUAAAGACAAAACACAGAAUAUUGAGUUUUUCACUGAGAGGUUUUUAAACAAAGUUGAACAUGGUCCUGAGUAUAUCUGUUGUGUGUGUUUCAGGCUGUUGUUUCCACAUCAGGUGUUGAGCUGUAGAAAGGAUGCUUAUAACAAGACUGCGGCCAUAGCUUCUUUGGCAGAUAGGUGUAUUAGAACUGAGUAUUUACAUAAAUGUAGGGAGGAUUGUGUUCAGCCGUGUCAGAUUAUGGCUUCAAGUAGAGGGCAUCUUUGGAUUUGUUACACUUGUCAUCAUAAAAUUUCACAUGAGCAAAUGCCUGCUGAAAGUGUAACAAAUCAUUUGGUAGUAGAUCCAGUUCCCCCAGAAUUGGCUUGUUUGAAUAGGUUAGAACAACAUUUGAUUGCUUUAAAUAUUCCGUUUAUGAAAAUGCUUGCAUUACCUAAAGGUGGCCAAAAUGGAGUUCAUGGACCAGUAACCUGCGUUCCAUCGAAUGUAGUUCAAACAUCUAAAAUGUUGCCCCGAUCAAAUAUGGAGGGGUCUUUAUUGGCAGUAAAAUUAAAACGUAAGUUAACUUAUAAAGGCCAUUAUCAGUAUGAGUUUGUGGAUACAAUGCAUAUUAGGCAAGCUUUACGGUUUUUAAAGCAAUCAAAUAAGUUUUAUAAAGACAUAGAUUUUAAUGAGGAAUGGGUUAAUGAGUUGUGUGUCUUAGAGCAACCUGAGGAUGAAGAGAAGGACAAUGCAGAAGUAGUUGAGAGUACUGGGGAUGAUGUUGAGGAUGAUGAGUUGCUGCAUGAUCGACAGCAACAUUGCAUGUUUUCAGAUACGUGUCUAAUGCCUGUAGAUAUUGGUCAGGAAGUUCUAGAUCAGUAUUUUGAUAGUAUAGUUAAUGUUGCACCAGCUGAGGGUAAUAAUCCAGUUAAGUUGUUGACAGAUCGAGAAAAUGAAGCAAGGUGUUUCCCAGUGUUGUUUCCUCGAGGUCGUAAUAUGUACCAUGAAAGCCGUGUCUAUAAUUUGUCGUUGUGCCGUUAUUUUAAUAACCGAAUUUUACAUGCGGAUAGAAGGUUUGCUCAGAAUGUAGAGUAUAUUUUCUUUGCUCAGUACAUGUCUGAGGUAGAGCAGGUUGUUUCCAAAGUAAGUAUAGCAUUAAGAAAAGGUAAAGGAGGUGAGGUGAGCGUAGAAAAGGAGGAGUCCUUGAAGCAGUUGUUGGAUGUAGAUGACGGUUUCAGAUUUCUUAAGCCGAUUAGAGGGACUCCAGCAUUUUGGCAGGGAGUACAGAAAGACCUGAUGGCUUGUGUUCGGCAACUUGGGAUUCCCACAUGGUUUUGUUCAUUCUCUUCCGCGGAUCUGAGAUGGCAAAACCUUCUUAAAACAAUUUUAAAACAGGAAGGUCGAACACAGACAUUCGAAGAGUUAGAGUGGACUGAUAGAUGCGAUCUGUUGCGUCGUAAUCCUGUCACUGCCGCCAGAAUGUUUGAUUUCCGCUGGCACUGUUUUCUGAAGGAGGUCCUUAUGUCUUCUUCAAAUCCCAUAGGAAAAAUUAUUGAUUACUUUUAUCGGGUGGAGUUUCAGUGUCGCGGGAGUCCUCAUGUGCACUGUCUUUUCUGGAUUGAAAAUGCGCCUAAAAUUAAUACUAACAAAGACGAAGAAGUGGUAGCUUUUAUUGAUAAGUAUGUAACAUGUGAGCUACCAGCACAGGAUGAGACCUUAUUGGAGAUGGUCACAUCUGUGCAGCAACAUUCAAAGAGGCAUUCAAAAAGUUGUAAGAAAGGUGGCACUGAGUGUCGCUUUAAUUUUCCCAGACCAGUGUCAGCUAGGACAUUUCUUGUUAAUGUUCAUUUGAAACCAGAUUGUGAUAAAUGUAAGAAUAGGUUCGAUGAAAAAUACGAAGGAAAACAGUGCACAUGUGGAAAUCAGUACUACUACAAUCUGCUAAAGGUUGAUAAGGAUUUGGCAGUACGCACUCUGGAGUCAGUGAAAAAGGCGUUAAAAGAUGAGAACAAGACGUUUAAUAGUUUAGAUGAGUUGUUUCAUAGUUUAAAUAUCAAUCAGCAAAUAUUUGAAAUAUGUUACAAACGUCUAAAUAUGAAUAAAACCCAAAUUGUAUAUAAAAGAGACAUUAACGAAGCAUGGAUUAAUCCAUAUAACAAGUCUCUAUUGAAAUGCUGGAAUGCAAAUUUAGAUAUUCAAUUUGUGACAGACGCGUACGCCGUUAUAGUUUAUAUUAUUUCAUACAUUAGCAAAUCAGAAAAAGAGGUAGGAUUGUUGCUUAGUAAAGCUCAUAAAGAAGCAACAAAAGAUGACAACGUCAGUGCAAAAGAGGCACUGAAACAAAUUGGCAGCGUUUAUCUAAACAGUCGCGACGUGUCUGCUCAAGAAGCAGUUUAUAGAUUAACGGGAAUGCAUUUGAAGGAGAAUUCGCGUAAAGUAGAGUUUAUACCAACAGGGGACAAAAUAGUUAAAAUGAGUAAACCAAUUAGUGUUAUCCAAGAAUGUGGGCUAACAGGAGAUGAUGUGUGGAUGGUUAGUAUAGUAGACCGUUAUAGAAGUAGGCCUAAUAAUAGCACUUUUAAUGACAUGUGCAUAGCAACGUUUGUGUCAGAAUAUCGUCUUUUAAACCGAAAUGAAAAAUCAAAGAAUGCGAUUCAAUUGCAAAGGGGAUUAGGAUUAAUUCUUAAAAGAACACGAACAAAACCCGCUGUAGUUCGUUAUGCGCGCUUUUCAAAAACAAAAAACCCCGAAUUAUAUUUUAAAAGCCAGUUACAGUUGUUUUUGCCAUACCGCGUAGAAGAUGACUUAAAAGCUGCUGAUUGCGAAACAUUUGAACAAUUUUAUGAAAAUGGUUCCGUGAUCUUUAGUGAUGGAUCAGAACACACGGUUAAAUCUGUCGUCGAUACGAAUAGGAACAAAUUUGAGGUAGAAGAUUCAGAAGAAUUAGAAGAGUUGCAAAAGAAACUUGAAAAUGAGGGUGGCCCUGAAGUUGCCUGGGGAAAUCUGUGCCCCGAAAAAGAAUUAGAGCGUUUAGAGUGUCAAGAAGAAAUUAGAGAAAAAGAACAGACACCUGCGGAAGAUGCAGAAGAAAUAGGUCGGCAACCCGUAGACAACAUUCCAGAUUUGGCUGUUAGGAAUGAUCAGGUGUGUCAAUUAGAAAAGAAUAAUAAUGUAAUUAGUAGGCGUGAGGGCUUAGAAUUAAUUAGAUCUCUAAAUGAGAAGCAGCUGUCAGUCUUCUAUAAGAUCCGUAACUGGUGUUUGGAUAAAGUCAAUGGUAGAAACCCAGAACCCCUCCAUGUGUUUAUAUCUGGAGGAGCUGGAGUUGGAAAGAGCUACCUAGUUAAAGCGAUUCAAUACGAGGCCACAAGGUUAUUGUCACCAAGUUGUCAGAAUCCAGAUAACAUUUGUGUUUUAUUAACGGCUCCGACCGGAAUAGCUGCUUAUAAUUUAAAGGCAGCGACUAUCCACAGUACAUUUGGCAUUGGCAAAGACGUGAGCCUACCUUACACACCUCUGAGUGAGGAAAAGCUCAAUUCUUUGCGUGUUAAAUAUAGUGAUUUGCAGAUAGUCAUAAUUGAUGAAAUCUCCAUGGUCAAUCAUAAUCUAUUGGCUUAUGUCCAUGGCAGGUUAAGACAAAUCAAACAAACUGGUGACUAUAACCCUUUCGGUAAUGUUAGCAUAAUCGCGGUCGGAGAUUUUUAUCAGUUGCCCCCAGUAAAGGGGAAAGCGUUGUAUGUACAAGACGUACAAAUGAACUUGUGGUCUAGUUUAUUUGAGCUUGUUGAGUUAAAAACAAUCGUUAGGCAAAAAGAUGAAGAGUUUGCGCGAAUAUUAAAUAGAAUGCGAACGCAUAGAAAAGGUACGCCAAUGUUAGCUGACGAUAUAAACGUCUUAAAACAGUGUGAAACAGGUGAAGAGAGCACAGCCUUACACAUCUUUGCUACAAAUUCCCAGGUUGAUGAAUAUAAUGAGGAACAGUUAAUGAGCACAUGUCCUGACCACAUAGUUAUAACUGCACAGGACUUUGGUUAUAAUAAAAAAACUGGUAAAUUAGAGUUAAAGCCAGAUCAUCAUAUUAGGGCCAAGAAAACAGCUUUACAAAGAGAGCUGUUAUUGGGUAAAAAUGCUCGAGUGAUGUUGUCUCAAAACAUCGAUGUAAAUGACGGUUUAGUAAAUGGUGUAUGUGGCACAGUGAUAUACAUAGAAGAGCCUGAAAAAAAUACGUUUCCUCUCAAAGUAUAUGUAAAAUUUGAUGAUGAUAAGGUAGGCAUAAAGACGAGGAAACAAACCAUUUAUCCAUCAGCAGAGUUAAAGGGUUCAGUACCAAUUGAACCUCAGGAAGAGAGAGCCAAUAAAAAAGGCAUGAGACGACAGUUUCCUUUAAAGUUAGCUUGGGCCUGUACUGUACACAAAGUACAGGGCCUUACAGUAGAUAGUGCUGUUGUCUCUUUAGCUAAGGUCUUUGCACCAGGACAGGCAUAUGUGGCAUUAAGUAGAGUUAGAAGCCUGUCUGGUUUAAUUAUUCAGGACUUUAAAGAGAAGGCUGUUUAUUGUAAUGCCAACAUUGAACAGGCGAUUGCUAAUAUGCCACCAUUUAUAACUGAAAGCCACACAGUAGUAAAAGAGGGUUUUAGAGUAUUUCUAAUGAAUGUUCAAAGUUUAAAUCGCCAUGUCUCAGAUUUGGCCCACUGUGCACAGCAUUUGCAGCCUAACUGUAUUGCUGUGACAGAGACAUGGAUACCUGCUGAUGUUAGCUUAGAUUCUGUAGAAAUCACUGGUUAUAGGUUUAGUAAUGCCCCACGUAGUUUAGCCUAUCAUAGCGAUAAUCCAGUGUUAAUUUCCCUUAAAGGCCAACAACAUGGUGGCGUUGGCAUGUACUGUGACAGUAAUGCAGAAUUUGAAAGUGUCACAGUUGCAGGUUUAAACAUUGAGUGUUUAGCUGUAAAAUGUGUCACAUACAACAUUUUAAUAGCAGCCAUUUACAGGCCACCAUCCUAUCCUGUGUCUCUCUUUUUCAGGCAUUUUGAGGAAUUGUUAAAUGUGUUAGAGUCACAAAGUGGAACCAUUGUUGUUUUGGGUGAUUUCAAUGAGGACAUUUUGAAGUCCUCAACAAUUUGUCAGAAAAUGACAGACAGAGGAUAUGAGCAACAUGUGUCGACAGCCACUACAGAGAAAGGCACCUUAAUUGAUCAUGUUUACGUCAAAAAUAGUAAUUAUAGAGUAGAAGCGCUAGUGGUGCCUACAUAUUUUAGUGAUCAUGAGGUUAUUAUAUGUUCUUUUAAGUAAGACAGCCCAAAUGCUUAAAACUUAAUUUUACAUUUUUUUAAAUAAAUUUAAUCAAAAUGUAUUAAAUGUGCUGUUCUUCAUCUGAGUUCCCUGUUUUGAAUAAUUAGUAUAUAGUCAGUAAAUUUUGUCCCCUGUUGAUAUCCUUUACACCAAUACUACGUUAGUCCAUGUCCAAAGGUAUUCUGUGCUUCCUGUCCAGAGAAGGUAGUGAAAAUGUGAAAAUAGUGAGUAGAUUUGUUAUUUGUUGUUGUAUUGAGAAGAAGUAGUUAAAGUGGCCAGAAAAGUUGUUAAAUUUACUGACCAAAUGGCAAAGUUAAUACAGGUUUUGUAGGUCAUGCCCUCAGUGUGGUUAAGUAGUUAUAUGUUGUGUUAGGAUUGUGCCUCUUGUUCUGUGGGGUUCAUUGAAUGAUAUAAUUUUAGUUGUAUGUAACUACUGUGUUUAAGGUUAAUUACAGGGAUAAUGAAGUGACACCAGCUAAGGUACGUAUAAGUAAAUUUAACUACUCACUAUCCUACACACACAGUUAGUUUAUUCACACACUCUUUCACACUUCAGAAAAUCUUUGUAAUUAAAAAGAAAUUAGUUUCAGGUUUUUUGUUUCUAUCUGGCUGGUUUAUAUGUAUUAUAGUUUGGGUCUGUUCUACUUUUUUGCAGUUUUUAGAUUUUAGCAUUUUUUUUUCACUUGACAGAAGCCAAUGAUGAACAGUUAAGCUGAGCUCUGUUGGACCAAAGUGCUGAUUGUGAUUGAGCCUAAGAAGAGCAUGAAAAAAGCUGUAACCUGAGGCUUCAUAAAUUAAUAUUCAAAAGUGGCAGUGUGUGUUUACUGUUAUUACAGAGGCACAGUAGCUGUGUCUGUGUUAGACCUUGACCAGCCUGCAGCAGUAGUAUUGCUUGUGUUAUAAUGAUCCAAACCUGUUUUUAUAAUGUAUUACUAGAUUUAGAAGAGAAUUGAUGUCUAGAAGAAUACAUUGUGGGAUGUGAUUGUGUGCGUGUGCAUGUGCAUGUAUGUAAAUACACAUAUGCAAACACUGAUACCUUUUUGUCCUUUCCCUAGGAGAUGGAUUUCGGCUAGUAGACGGACGUAGCAGUUGGCAACAAGUUGUUCACCCAGAUAGAUGAAAGAUAGUCUUUUGUAUUAUUUUUGCUAAUUUAUUUUUCUCUAUUUUCCCAUUACAUACUGUGUAUAUUGUAAUAAAAUAAACCGUAGAAUUGUGGCAACAAGAGGAGCCUCUGAGUUUAGCUAAUGGUGUAUAUAUCUAACAUUCUUACAGACGUCUUACAAACUUGUGUUCUAAUUUGUUGCAAUAUGAAUAAAUUACUUUGAAUCUA